GCGAAGUAUAUUCAAGAUUGUAUCAACGAUAUUACAACGUCAUGUGAUUAACGAGAGAAGGGGAAGUAACUCACUAUUGCACAAGAAAUCGAAAUGAUAUAACAAUAUAAAAGUUAGAAUCUUCAGAUCGUGUAAGGCAUUUCGUUUUAGUGUCGGAUAGAAUAUCUCUUAAUGUGAUCGGUAAAAGAAUGAACAGGGUCGUCAGCAAUUGUAUAAAGAGGGAUUACGAAUUUCAUCAACUAAAGCGUAACUAAAAAAAUGCAAAGCUGUGCCGAAGAAAUCACCAUAUGUAUGAACUGGCCGUUAAAAACUUUUUAUUUUAUCUUAUAAAUGUUAUUUGGUUUCGACCAAAUGUGCUGCCUUCACAUUUUUCCUAUUAAAGAGUAUGGUCACAAGUCCAUUUCUUUAAAUUCUUCAAAGGUUUUGUUACCUUCACGUAAUGACAAUAGUUUGCAUACUAAAUCAAGAAAACGACGAUCAGUUUUACUACCCAGGAUCAUGAAUGACCGUAACCACUACCCUCAGCAAGUGUCAGACGAUCAAGCCAGCUCUGACAGGAGCGAGUUCGCAUUCUCAAGUGGUGCGUCACUUCCGGCAAAUGAUAACUCUGCCUCAAGAUAUGUUUUUGGUGGACGUGAACAUACGUCGCAUCGCCUUAACGGAUACGGUGAAAACAGACUGAAUACAAAUGUCAGUCAAGCUCAACAAAGCAGACAGGGAAAUGAAGUUCAGUCUUCAACAAUAAGAAAUAACAUUUCAAACAACCCUGUCAUUACGAGGCCACCUAGGCACCCCGACUAUGUCGAUAGUAGCGAAAGGCUUCGAUCUUAUGCUAGGUGGAGGCAUAGAAAACCUGAUCCACAAACAUUGACCAAUGCUGGAUUCUUCUAUACAAAUGAUGCAGAUCUAGUAAGAUGUUAUCAAUGUGGAAUAGGGUUAAAGGACUUCUGCGAGGAAGAUAACCCGUUACACGAGCACGUGAAACAUUCCGGUGACUGCCCGUAUUUACUAGAAUAUCUGGGAGCAAGCCAGUUAGCUGCUAUAAGAAGACAGCUACAAUCCCAGGACCCAGAAUUCAACAGAAGAAUACAGUGGAGUGAGAGACACAGAUAUGAUCCAGCAAACGCUGUGUACCGUCACCCUGAAUACCAGACGUUUGAGGCACGCCUGGGGUCUUUCACUAAUUGGCCACCACAUAUGAUACAGACCCCUAAUCAAUUAGCAGAGGCUGGACUUUAUCACACAGGUCAUGAAGACCGUGUGCGUUGUUUCGCCUGUGAUGGCGGACUACAACACUGGGAUCCAGAAGAUGAUCCAUGGACCGAACACUGUAGAUGGUUCCCAGCUUGUCCGUUCGCCAGAACCCAGAAAGGUGAUGAUUUUAUCGCAGCCAUUCAGGCGGCCAUCGCCAUGGAAAAUCAGGAGAAUAUUACUGGAAAUGGUAUUUCGGCUGCUCUAGAACGCAUGGAAAUACGAGAUCCUGAAUUACAAGCUGCAAUAAAUGAACUUAAAGAUGCUUGUAAAGAAAUGGGAUACCCAACUGAAGAAAUCGAUGAAGCUAUCAAGGAAUUAAGGGAGAGAGGAACAAAUAAACCUACAGUUGAGGAGAUAAUUGAUGUGAUUGAAGUAAUUAAAAGAAGGAAAACACAAAAUGAAGUUUUACAGGCUGUAGCCAAUGAGACACCUGCUGAAGAAAAUCAGCGUCUAAAGAAGAUCAUACUUUGUAUGAAAUGUGGUCUUAACGAGACAAAUUGUCUCUUCCUUCCAUGUACUCACCAUCGUUUAUGCAUGGAGUGUGCAGCACCACUGUCGAAAUGUAUAGUAUGCGAUAAAAAUAUCCGUCAGAAGAUUCGAACCUUCAUGGCAUAAAAAGAUUACAAUUAAAAUGAUGAUGUCGGGAUCCUUAUGUUACAGGAUUGUCUACUAAUAGAUGUAAUUCAUUACUUUCCUAGCACACUGGUUUAUUAGCACAUUUUUCACGGAUAAUUGAUUCUUGGAAACAUUUUCUACUGUUCUAAAGUGAUUGUUUUAUCUUAUCAAAGAGGAAUUAUCUUCAUCUGUGUUUGUUUUAAUCUCUUCAAAAAUAAAAACUCUUCGAUGAAAAAAAUUUAAGAUACAUCUUUCCAUCUUCAAGACACAGCUUUGAAUAAUGAUGAGCUGUCUGGAAUUAUAUUGAUGAGGAGCAGACAUUUUCUAUCUCUGUAUGUGCGGUGUACUUGGUGUUACAAGUAGCUAUAUUUAGAAACAUUUUUUCAGAGCAAGCUGUCAAUUGCACUAUUAUGUUUGACUUUAUAGCAGUAUGCUCAUCUAGAUAUCAUUCAUGAAUUGCUUGAAAAGUUCAUUAUGUUCCUUAUGUCUUUUUUCAACCAAUCAAAGUCUUACUUUCGAUUUUUGAAAUUUCCCAUUGUAUUAGAAGGACUUUUAGUCUUUUACGUAUUUUAAAAUAUUGUAAUAAGAGAGGUGCUUAUCCCUUGAUGAAAAUAGUGCUUCAUGUAAAAUAAUUUGUCAUAAAGGUAGCAAAAUGUAAAUGAAGUGGUAUUUUAACUUUUAACUUUAAUAUUGUAGCAAAAAAACCGUCACACAGUGAUACUUCUAAAUUAAAUUCAUAAUUGUAGUUGAAUAUUUUGAUAAUGAAAAUGUAUGUUAUUGAAUUAGGACUGUAUGAGUAUACAUGUAUUAGGUAAAUGGAAAGUUGUCCUGUACACGUUAUUGUUGGUGUCCAGAUUUCAGAUUAAUGUUUUUAUUCAUUAUAAUUAUGGUAUUAUGUACAAGUACAUGUAAGUCUUUCUUGCUUAUUAAUGAAAGUAUUUACUUCAAAACUGAACUAGUAGUAUUUUAUUGUCACCUAAAUUCAUAUGAGAAGGUUCAUAACCAUUGUGCCUAUAUUUCAAGAGUUAUUUACCCUUUUUAACUUAAAAUUUAAUGUAAAUUUGUAUGAAGGGAAUUACUUUAUAUUUUUUUUUUCAUUAUAAACAUUGAAUUUCUGGCAUCCAUAUUUCAAGAAUUGCUUCCCCUUUUACUUUGAAUUUCAUGUAAAGUUUUGCAUGUUAUAUCUCUGAAAUUUUAUGCUUCAAACUUUAGUCAUUCUUUAUUAUCAUUCAACUAAAAUUUGACAAGUUUCUGUAUUUUUUGCCUCU
Molecule: messenger RNA, 3137 nt
Organism: Ruditapes philippinarum (Manila clam)
Lineage: Eukaryota; Metazoa; Mollusca; Bivalvia; Venerida; Veneridae
Product: baculoviral IAP repeat-containing protein 7-B-like
Exons: 9
Coding region: 331-1869 (512 amino acids)
Biological process (GO): regulation of cell cycle
Cellular component (GO): nucleus; spindle microtubule; cytoplasm
Source: RefSeq, a predicted model, not a curated record